Messenger RNA from Microsporum canis CBS 113480, 486 nucleotides. Its product is annotated as DNA-directed RNA polymerase II subunit RPB11. The record is from RefSeq and is a predicted model, not a curated record. Gene Ontology annotation, cellular component: RNA polymerase II, core complex. Gene Ontology annotation, molecular function: protein dimerization activity; DNA binding. The transcript has 4 exons. Lineage: Eukaryota; Fungi; Ascomycota; Eurotiomycetes; Onygenales; Arthrodermataceae. Gene Ontology annotation, biological process: transcription by RNA polymerase II. Bases 1 to 486 code for a protein of 161 amino acids.
AUGUUGGAAGAAGAAGGCAAGACAGGAGAUGGCUUCUUCUUUGACCCUUCUAGCGCGAGCUACCGCCAAAACCCUUGUCGUACCCAGAUUCGCCCUCAAAAAGACAUGAUUCCGAGAUUCGAGUCGUUCGUCCUCGGGCCUGGAGAGAAAAAGGUCGAAAUCGAGGUUGAUACUCGCGUUCCCUCCACCGCCAUCUUUACGUUCAACAAGGAGGACCAUACUCUGGGCAACAUGAUCCGAGCCCGUCUCCUUCAGAGCCAGCAUGUCUUGUUCGCUGGAUACAAGAUCCCGCAUCCACUUGUGCACAAGGUGCUCCUCCGCGUCCAGACUGAUGGCCAAAUCACCCCCAAAGACGCCGUUCUCACUGCCUGCCACGAGCUGGUCAAGGAUCUCGGGACGUUCAGCCGUGAAUUCACCAAGGAGUACGAACUGCGCAAGAUGGUCGGCGCUGGCGCUCAGCAGCAUGACGCACCCAACGGAGUUUGA